Messenger RNA from Effrenium voratum, 1323 nucleotides. NCBI's taxonomy places the organism in Eukaryota, Dinophyceae, Suessiales, Symbiodiniaceae. The record is from the annotation of a GenBank genome assembly.
AUGUGCGCUUGGCCUGACCAGUACGCCGGUGUGUGCCAGCGCCGUAUGCCCAAUGGGGUGUUGCAUUACCUUGCACACUCGCUUAGGGGAAGGCGCUACAGGACAAUGUUCAGCGGGGUGGAUGCUCCGGGAGUUGCGCUCUACAGCAUGACGGCCAUGGUCAAAGACUACUUGAACAUCCCCAGCAUGGAGGGGCCGUCGCACGAGAGCGCUGUGGAGUGGAACGUGAGCUGUCAGGAUGAGCUUCAGUCGGGGCCGUGCAAGCCGAAGCAUCUUUUUCGUGACAUCAAGGGGUUUUUCAAGCCCGAGGUGCUGGCAACAAUCCAAUCUGUGCGUGAGAGAGGCCUACCGCUCAACCGCCACACGGUGAUGCCCAUGCUACACAGCGGCAAGGCCACAAAGCGCACCUCCUUCUGCGUGCUGCAUCAGAAGGAGUGCGUCGUGGAGCCCUGCCGCGAAGCCUAUGCAGGCUUUCCAUGCGUGUCUUGGUCGCCCCAAGGUAGCCGCCAACGUGACGAUUCUGAGGAUUUUGAUUGCUGGUGCGCAAUGGCAGCUCUGGUCCUGGACGUAGAGGACGACUGCGUCAUCGUUGAGUGCUCCCACAUGUAUGACACAUCAAUCUUGGCAGAGGCGUGGAACCCAAAGUACGCUUCUUUCUUUGUGGUGAUUGAUGCCAUGAAUUUUGGGACAGCUUCCAGACGGCAAAGAAUGUGGGGGGCAUGCAUCAGCCGCUCCACGAUCACGCAAUCGUGGAGCAGCCUGCAAAACGUGAUCCCCAUGUUCUACAGGUGCGUGGCCGCCUCUUUUGACUUCUCGCAUUACCUGAUUGCUACGCGUGAUGAGCUGGAUGCUGAAUUGAAGUGGGCGAUGACACGACCCAAGUCUUUGGCAUCUGGCAAGUCCUUGGAUGAGCUGAAGAGGAAAGAACAGGAGUUCGAGCUGAAGUACGCAAAGGUGCACCAGCCUUCUGUGGCCCGCUCGCUCAACCAGAACCCGGACAAACACGGCCAAGCGUCGCAGGGGCGAGUGCUUCACGCGAUGAUCAAGAAUUGCGGCGGCGUGCCGCGCAAGCGCACGCAUGCGUCAGUUGUGUCCCAGAUGGGCAACUCCAUGAACGUGGCGUGCUGUGGCGCGAUGGCGUUGCUGUGGCCUUUGAAGUUAAAGUUCUACUCGAUCCUUUGCACGCGGACCAGUUCUGAGAUGGCAGGUCAAGUCGAGGAGAUGAGCGCAGGAGGCGCUCCUCCUGCGCCCGCUUUUGGUGGGGAUGGGCCGCUCUGCAUCGACUCGAGCAGCGAGGGCGAAGAAGGCUCUGGCUCUGGCUAG